CCACAGGGUUUAUGCAUUCUUAGUUUCCAUUCCACAUUGGAGCUUUGUUACAUUUUGCUCACACCAUUUCAUUUGGUAUUGCUAGAAGUACCACUGAAUUCAUUAAAGGUAUGGAUACGAAAACCUUGCUGUACAUUUUGGUGACCAUUUCUGCGUGUGGAGGAUUGAAGAUUCCUGAAAGAGCGACGCAAGAGAAGGCAAAGCACUCGGGGAUCCUCACCCAUUUGCCACCCCCAAUCUGGAAAAGUUAUGCUCAGAACAAAGUUGAAUUCUUCCGACAGCAUCUGAGGAGUGACACCAAAGAUUGGCCUUCCAAGUGCAUUUCAUCUUCAAGAGGGAUAAACGUUCAUCCACAAAGUAAACUCCUUACAGACACACCUACGGAGAAGGGUGGCGUGGCUGUGCGGCCUCAUGAUGUCCUUUCUAACUGGGCAUCAAGGAAAGUGCCUGAGAAAGUAUCACAUGUCAGGAAAGUCACUGGAAAGUCAGACAAUCUUUCUGAGACAACCCCUGAGUCCCUGAGGAAGCUACUGAAUGAGCUGAAACAAAAGCUCCCUCUAAGUACAGAAAAUACCUCCCAAAACUGCCCCAACAUGUGUCCACCAAGUGAGGCGUUCUUGCCCUGCCAGUGCGAUCCAUGCUCCUUGGUCAUCAACUGCUCUGCUGUUACCAAUCUGAACAAACUGCAGGAACUCUUUCACACAGUGUCUUUUCCUACAACGAGGUACCACACAUUCAUGAUGAAAUCCCACGAGUUCCCUUCAGUGCAGAACCAAACCUUACUCACAGACAACCUCUUUGGUGGAGUUUCUUUCAUCAAGAUAGAUAUUGAGAAUACCCACGUGGAAAGUAUAGCAGCCAAUGCAUUUGCUGGAAGUGAGGGGACACUUGAGGAAAUCUCCUUGCGGUAUAACCCUGAUCUUCGAUACUUUCCCUUCGAACAGGUAGGAAUGGAAUGAUUUACUAUUGCAAGA
Penaeus vannamei (Pacific white shrimp) is the source of this 974-nucleotide messenger RNA. The record is from RefSeq and is a predicted model, not a curated record. Lineage: Eukaryota; Metazoa; Arthropoda; Malacostraca; Decapoda; Penaeidae.